UACCCCUCCGUUUUAAUUUGUAUGUAUGGUUUUGACUUAUAUGGAGUUUAACUAUUGAAACUUCUGGUCCUAAAGUAAGGAUAUGUGGAAUGUAUCAAAACACGACAUGUGGAAAGUUAGAAUUAAAGAGUUGUAAAAAAAAAGAUAUCCUUUUUGAAAUGGAUUAAAAAGAAAGUAAGGCAAACAAAUUGAAUCGAGGAAGUAUUAAACUCCAAAUUCUUGAAUGAUAAAAAGUGGAUCAUCCUUGAUUGCUUUACUAUCAAAAAUCUGUUCUGAAGCUCAGUUGUUCAAUUUUUUUCUUCCCUUUUAAGUUCAUCACAGUGUCUUUUAAUCACCAUUUUUCAGAAAAAGAGAUGUCUUCUGACCAUUAUCUGUCAUCAAAGAGUCGUCUUUUUGAACGUUUGGAACUUCGUUAUGGUGUUUUAAAAUCGAUAGAUAUAGUGAACUACUUUAUGCUGGAAUUCAAAUUCCUAGAUAUUUUUCUCGUCUUGCAGAGGUUCACAGAUGAACAACACAACAUGCUAGAUGUCAUUCAGAAAGCCCAAGCUCUAUUUCAAGAUGCUCUAAUGAACUUCUCUGAAUCACACCUAGCUGAGUGCUUCGACUUUCGUAUCUUUAUGGUACAUAACAAGAUUUUGUUAACUAAGCUGGAAAUUAGAGCCAAAUACUCCUUUCCUAAAAUAUCAUCUUUGCCACUAAAUUCAGACAACAACGAUGGUACUUCUAUUCCCAAAUUUGUAACGGGAUUCAUAGAUAUCGUGGUGGAGAAUCUCGGUGAUCUUAUGAAGCGUGGUAAUAAUCAUUUACAUCAUGUUCUCAGGGAACUGAAAUUGCUGAAAAAUUUCUCAUGCUUUGUUUCAGAGAGGUUCGUAGAUCAUCAGAGCCAACAUUAUGUUAAUUUCUUCACUCAUGUUUUAGCAGUGGCUGGCCAUGCGUCAAUGCUUGCCUGGUUGAAUUUUUCAGGCCGUGGCUACGAAGGUCAAGAUGUGGCUCUAAGUGAUAUGAAUGUUUUGCUUUUCUUGCAAAUGAAAUUCAAGCCCGUUCAGCAAUGCGUCCGCAAGAUCUAUGUUGAUGUCUUGCAAUCUUUAAAGUUGUCGAUACAAUCAGGAUGGUAUCCCAACGUCCAAAGUAAGAAUGCAGUUGACAGUGUAUCCAGUUUUGUGGUUACUAUCCUACGCGAUUUAGUAGAUUUUUCAACUAAUAGUAACUCCAGUGAGAAAGUUUCUUUGAAGGAUCACUUGGAAAUACUUCGGAAGAUGAUCAACUUCUUGAGAGCCACCAUCAUGCGUGUGAUGAUACAAGAUCUUGAAUUUCGUCAAGAUAUUGACACUGUGGUUAUUGAUGUUGGACUUCUGAUUUACUCUUUAUAUGAAGAAGUGUGGGAGAAGGAAGACAUAGCAUUGAGAGAAUUGAACCCUUCACUUGUUCUUGAUUUGAUGGGAAACAUUCAAUGUAUCAACACAGCAAUCUAUGUCACUAUCCGGAAGGGAUUUCAAUUUACUUUGCCAAGGAUUCAUGGAUUAGGUUAUGUUGAUUUCCUUUUAAACAACUUGAAGGAGUUCCAAACCAGCCAUUCAGACUCACUAGCUUCUGUCGCAAACCCACUUCAAAUAAUUCAGAUGCAACUUGAGGGCUUGCAACCUUUUCUAGAGGCUAUUGCAGAAGAGCGGCACAAAGACAUCGACCAAAUUCAACAUUGGGCAACACAACUGUUUGACAAAGCAUAUGAGGUGGAAUACUUAGUUGAUGCUUGUAUUAGCAAAAAAGGUCCUAUAUGGUGCAUCAAACGUUGGGUCUUGGAUGUCAUGAAGGAGAUUACUCUUAUCAAAGAUGAGGCAGCAGAGAUUCAUGAAAUGAAAAUGGUUGGCGGUGCAGUGAACGCUGUCACAGCUCAUAAGUCAUCAAAUUUGGUAAGGUCUUCAAGGAUGAAUGAAGAAAUAAUUGGUUUUGAGGAUGUCAUAGAAAAGUUAAGAGACCAACUAAUAAAAGGCACCAAAGGACGAGAUGUUAUCUCGAUUAUCGGUAUGCCAGGUCUAGGCAAGACGACGUUGGCCUACAGACUCUACUAUGACUGGUCAGUCUCUUCUCACUUUGACAUUCGUGCACAGUGUUGUGUGUCUCAAUUAUAUUCACGUAAGGAGUUGUUAAUGGCGAUUUUACGUGAUGCUAUCAAUGAGAAAUUUGAGAGUAGCGAAAAACAACCUGAUGAAUUAGCUUAUCAGCUUCACAGAACUUUAUUUUCGAGAAGAUAUCUUAUCCUUGUCGAUGAUGUGUGGGAAACUAGUGUGUGGGAUGAUCUGGUAGGUUGUUUCAGAGAUGCCAAUAAUGGAAGUAGAAUCAUCCUAACAACCCGAAAUCUUGAUGUAGCCAAUUACACUAGAUUUUAUAGUGAUCCCCUUCAACUUCGUAUGUUUAACGAGGAUGAAAGUUGGGAGUUACUCCGGAAAAAGGUGUUUGGUGAAGAAAGUUGCCCCCCUCUCCUAACAGAAGUUGGACAACAAAUAGCAAAAAAGUGUGGUCAACUGCCUCUUUCAGUUGUUUUGGUGGCUGGUAUUCUGUCUGAGUUGGAGAAGGAAGAAGAAUGUUGGGAACGAUUUGCCAACAAUUUAGGUCCCCACAUUCACAAAGACUCGAGGGCCAUUAUAGAACAAAGUUAUCAGAUUUUACCCUAUCAUCUCAGGUCUUGCUUUCUUUACUUUGGAGCAUUUCCAGAGGACAGUGUAGUUCAUGUUUCAACAUUAGCACAGUUGUGGAUCUCCCAAGGAUUUGUUAAAAGUUGUGAAGGAAAGAUCUUGGAGGAUAUAGCAGAAGGCUAUUUGGAGAAUCUUAUUGGAAGAAAUCUAGUGAUGGGAAUCAAGAGGAAUUCUCAAGGUAAGAUCAAAACAUGUUGCCUUCAUGACCUAUUGCAUGAUUUCUGCAAGGAAAGAUCAGAGGAAGAGAAUUUUAUCCGAUGGAUAAAGUGGAAUGAAAAUGCCAGUCCAUCUUCCUGUUUUGAUCGUCAGAAGCAACUUGCUCAUCACAUAUCCAUUUCUCCAUACAAGUAUCCUAUUGGAGAUUGGAGCUCAUGUUGGUCACAUGUUGGCUCUGUAUAUUUUUUUGAUUGGAACUAUUGGCGUGCCCUUCAAGGUGUCCUCCUCUUCAAGAUUUACAACUUCAAGUUUCUUAAAGUGUUGAAUAUGAGGGAUGUUUUAGUACAUGAUUUUCCUACUGAUCUAGUUUACUUGAGGUUUUUUGCUGCAAGAGUUCACUUCCGACAUGAUACUUCAAUCAAACACAAUUGUUGGAAACUUGAAGUUCUGACGUUACUGAAUAGUGAUAAUGCGACAAGAAUGUCACUACCCAUUAGAGUCGAGAAGAUGGUUAAACUGAGACAUCUGACUAUCACCAAUUGUUGCUUCGCAAGAAAAUUACUUGAGAACUCCGUUAAGCUUUAUGAUCUGCAAACUCUCAUCGGUCCAUAUUUUUAUUGUGUCAAGGAUGUGGAGUUGAUUUUGAGAAAAACACCUAAUCUACGGAUACUGAGGUUUAGAAUUGAGGGUGUUGACAACUUUCGGCACAGAGUACUGAACAUUCCAACAUGGAUUGAAAAGGUACGCAUUCAUCGUGAAAGAGCUCCUCGUGACUAUGUCUCUAAAAUCAUCCCCUUUUCCAUCUCCGCACCAAGUCUCAGAAGCUUGACACUAUGCGACUUUUACCUGCAUCACCAGCACUUAUCAGAAAUUGCUUCACUUCAGAACCUUCAGACACUUGGUCUACAAGAAAUUGGCUUUGAGAACGAGGAAUGGAAAGUGAGCAAUGGCGAGUUCCUUCAACUCAGAACGUUGAAACUACAAGAUAUAAAGUGCAUUAAAGAAUGGAGAUGUGUCAAUGACGAUGCAUUUCCCCAACUUGAACGAUUGGUUUUGCAUUACUGUCAAAAUCUUAAGGAGAUCCCUUCUUGUUUCAAAGACAUCUCUUGUCUAUUGUCCAUUAAGGUAAGGCGUUGCAACGAAUCUGUCGUCAAAUCAGCCAGAGCUAUCCAAGAAACACAAGUUGAAGACUAUCAGAAUUCUGGCUUCCAGGUCUUUAUCGAUGAUGAUUGAGGCCUUUAUGCAGCUGCUCUUUCCGAAGCCAUCUCAAGUGCACUCUCGUCAUCCUCUUCAGGUAUAAGUAAUUCAAUUAAAUCUACUUAACAUCUAGAUCCUGGGGCUUCCUAUCAUAUGACAGGUGAUUUGUCCCAAUUCUCAUCAUUGUCUAGUGGUGUUUCUAAACAUGUUAUUCAUACAGCAAACGGGCACACAUUACCCGCGUCGGGUAUUGGUUUUGUUGGAAAUCUUUCUAAUGUUCUUUAUGUUCCAAAUUUGAAGGAUAAUUUGGUUUCAAUUGGUCAACUAGUUGAUCAAAAUUAUGUUGUCAAAUUCUCACCCAAUGGUUGUGUUGUUCAGAAUCUGAAAAUAGGGAUGACCAUGGCCACGGGGCAUAGAUUUGGCAGAAUAUUCCUACUAGAGUCGGUUCACCGUCACUUGCAUCAUUGUUUUCUUUCAGUUUCUGAAGCGGAUGUUACCUGUUCGAAUAAAUUGCUCACUCUUUGGCAUAAUAGGAUGGGUCAUCCUCAUUCUUCUCGACUUCAUCACAUGCUUAAAUCAUGUCUUCCUGUAGCACAUCACCUCCAUUCCAGUCUCCUUUUGGCAUGUACAAAUUGUGCUGGUUCAAAAAGUCACAAGCUUCCUUUUCCAUCCAGUUCAUCUGCUUAUGAAAAUCCAUUUGAUUUAGUACAUAGUGAUGUUUGGGGUCCUUCUCCUAUUUUGUCAAGGUUGGGAUAUAAGUACUUUGUGUUAUUUAUUGAUCAUGUAUCCAGAUACACCUGGGUAUUUUUUCUUAGAAAUAAAUCUGAGGUUCCGACUCUUAUUAUGAAUUUUGUUGAGUAUGUUCGCACUCAAUUUCAUAAAACUAUAAAAGUAUUUUGUUCGAGGAGAAUACACUAAGACUAAUCUUAUUGAUUUUUUCAAAAUAAAGGAAUUAUUGCCCAACACACUUGUCCUCAUACUCCAGAAUAAAAUGGGGUCGUAGAAAGGAAGAAUCGACAUGUUUUAGAAACUACAUUGGCUUUAUUGAGUACAUCAAAUAUGCCAAAAUGUUUUUGGCCCGAAGCAGUACAUACUUCUGUAUAUUUGAUCAAUAGACAAACUUCCCCAGUCAUUGGAAAUGAGACAUCGUACUUUAAAUUAUUUCAUAGUGAGACUGAUUAUUCUCACUUGUGGAUUUUUGGUUGUGUUUUAUUUGUACAUCUUCCAGCACAUGAACGACAUAAGCUUUCGGAAGAGGCAUCACAAUGUAUUUUUGUGGGAUACAGUGACACACAAAAAGGGUAUCUCUAUUAUGAUGCAUGUCGUCGUCAGCUUCAAAUAUCUAGACAUGUUUUUUUCUUUGAGGAUCAGUUUUCUUGCAAACCAAUGCUAAACAUGCUUCAAAAUCUCUCUCUUUUUUGUAUAAGUUUGAUGAUGAUGUGGUAGCUACUAACCCUCAGCUUUAGUCUUUGGAACAACCUGUGGACUAUGAUAAUGGUGAUCUACAGCCUUCAUCUUUUUAAAGUACUAAUCCUCCGCUUGGAUCUUCAAAACAACCCAUGAACAAUGGUAAUGAAGUUCUCCAACCUUCAUCUAUUUCUGGUAUUGACUCUACAUUGCCAUUCUCAUCUUCGGAAGAGGGAUCCUCUCAUCCAGUUACUCUUCCAUGCCGGUCUAGUAGAAUAAAUCGCCAUGCUCCCAAAUGAUUUAGCUACUCUCCAGGGAAAUUUGGUAAGUCCUAUGCCUUGCAUACCACACUACAUUCUAUUGAGGUUCCUACAUCUUACUCCCAGGCUUCUACACAAACCUGUUGGAAAAAGGCAAUGUCGGAAGAGCUUUGUGCACUGAAUGAAAAUUCAACUUGGGACUUUAUUGAUAAAACAACGGAUGGAGUUCUCAUUGGAAGUAAGUAGGUGUAUUCCAUUAAAAUAAAGGCAGAUGGUACAAUUGAUCGCUAUAAAGUUCGAUUGAUUGCUCAAGGUACAAACAGGAGUAUGGGGUGGAUUAUGAGAAGACUUUUUCACCUGUUGCUAAGAUGACAAUGGUACAGACAUUAUUGGCCUUGGUUUCAAUUAAAGGCUGGACUUUACAUCAGUUGGAAGUGAAAAAUGUGUUUUUUUACGGUGAUCUGGAAGAAGUUGUGUUUAUGAAACCACCACCUGGGUGUGUUCUGCCAAGACCAAAUGUAGUUUGUCAUCUUAAAAAAUCUCUUUAUAGCUUAAAACAGGAUCCCAGAGCUUGGUUUGACAAAUUUCGAUCCACAAUU
This is a messenger RNA of Capsicum annuum, 6312 nucleotides long. Its product is annotated as putative late blight resistance protein homolog R1B-23. NCBI's taxonomy places the organism in Eukaryota, Viridiplantae, Streptophyta, Magnoliopsida, Solanales, Solanaceae. Gene Ontology annotation, molecular function: ADP binding. Gene Ontology annotation, biological process: defense response to other organism. The record is from RefSeq and is a predicted model, not a curated record. Bases 354 to 4082 code for a protein of 1242 amino acids. The transcript has 3 exons.